This is a messenger RNA of Sturnus vulgaris (Common starling), 1518 nucleotides long. The record is from RefSeq and is a predicted model, not a curated record. NCBI's taxonomy places the organism in Eukaryota, Metazoa, Chordata, Aves, Passeriformes, Sturnidae.
UUGAAUGUUGGGGCUUUCCUGGCCGAGCUGUUCCUGUGUUUCGAGGUGCUGAGACCCCCCUUUGUCACCCCCCGGCAGCUGGGGGGGGGCUCAGAUUUGGGCCACCCCCUCUCCCAAGCCGUGUCCUUCAGCAUCCCCUUCGGUCUGGACAGCGACGUCGACAUCGUCAUGGGCAACCCCGUGGGGGUCCCCGCUGGGACCCUCGCCCGUUCCGCCAGCUCCGACAGCCUCGCCCACCCCCGCCACCCCCCCAGGGCCACCCCUGCCACCCCCCCUGGUGUCCCCAACGGUGUCCCCGAGCCCCCCGAGCCCCCCAGUAUUGAGGAAGCUUUGCAGAUCAUCCACAGCUCCGAGCGUCUCCUUCCCGACGGAGCUCCCGAUGCUUUUUUCCUUCAUUCCCCCGAACCUCAAAAUUUUCCAAAUCCACCCGGGACACCUCAAAAUCUUCCUCAAAGUCUUCCUCAAAAUCUUCCUCAAAAUCUUCCUCAAAAUCUUCCUCAAAAUCCCCCUCAAAAUCCUCCCCAAAAUCCAGCUCGCCCCAUGACCAGUUUUGCAGAACGGAAAAAAAAAUUAGAGGAAGCCACCAACGCCGCGCCCCCAAAUUCAAGCGGCGUUAAUUCGGGAGGGGGGGUCUCCACCACGACCACCACCACCACCACCACUCCCGGGGGUCCCUCCGAAUUGGGUGGGGGUCUCAGCGCCGAAAUGACUCAGCUGGGAGCGCGUUUGGAAGAGAAACGCCGAGCGAUCGAGGCUCAAAAAAAAAGAAUCGAGGCCAUUUUCGCCAAGCACCGCCAACGUUUGGGACAAAACGCUUUGCAACGACUCCGCCGAGAUGAGGAGGGGGCUUCUCCAGCACCUCCCGAGGACGAAUUGAGUCUGGGGGCUCCACAAAAAACUCCACAAGUCCCUGCGGGUCAAUACGAAGCUGCCGUGGCCAGGUUGAGCGCUGCUCUGAACUCGCUGCAGCUCGACAUGCAACGCUUGACUCAACAACAAGAGAGGCUCCUGCUGGAGCAACGACCCCACGGAACCCCCCAAGCUUGGGUGAUCCCCCUCCCCAAAUCCUCCAAGACCCCUUCGGCGACCCCAAAAAACGCUCCAGGUUCUCCAGCACCCGCACGGAGAGGAGGAAACAACAACAACACGGCGGGAAAUUCGACGCCAGCAGCAGCAGCAGGAGGAGGAGGAGGAGGAGGAGCAAGCGCGGGUUCUGUCGCGAUAUCCACGAGUGGAAUCGCGACUGGGGGGUCUCGUAAAGCCCCACCCCGUAGCCCGAGGAGACCCCGGCCCGCUGAGCUGAGGCUUCCCCCUCUAACGAGGGUGCUGACCCCUCCCCACGACGUGGACACGCUGCCUCACCUGCGGCGCUUCUCGCCCAGCCAGGUGCCCGUGCAGACCCGCAGCUCGCUGCGCUUCGCCGACGGCCAGGAGCAGGACGAGCGGGAGCAGGAGGGGGACAUUUUCAGCAUCCUCGGGUACCUGUGGGACCCCAAAAAACCCGGCACCCCAAAAUAA